AUUGGAAAAAAACACUAUUACUGGCGGUAAAGAUGCCAGCAGACUGAAUCAACUUUUCUUUACUUCAUAACUGAAGAGCAUGAAAGAAAUCACUGACGUAAGAACAAAACAACCUGAAAGCUUUUUGGUAUACUUAUGCUCAACUGAAACAUUUACGCAGACAUCGGUUGCUAAGCAGUUGAAUUUCCUUUGACAUUGAUGGAAAACAUAUUUCGAGGUUUAAAGGGAGUUAAAAGUACUAUUCAUCAUGGACUGACAUCAACUGGAGAACUGUUGGAAACCUGGGAACACUGGUGUUUUGUCCUAGUAUGGGAUUCCUGAGAAGCACGUAACCACAACAGUGCUGUGCAACGAAUUCAGGCCAAUCAGGUCUUGUAACGAAUGUGUAAACCAUUCAACCACUGCGUCGGAGUUCAACGUUGCAAAGGUUCCUACUUCUGUCAAUUUUCUAUAUAGUGCAACUAUCCAUCAAGGUCUUUAAUUGGCAUCCUCUUCACUUCUAAAUAUUUCGAGAUGGAUUUCCAGAAGUUCUAAUGAGAAGCUGUGACAUGCGGGGUCAGCCAGUCAUAUAGGAUGGAACUCUGGCUGACUAAAUUAAAUAUGAGAGCCUGUCAGUAACGGCAUUCGCAAUCCGGUCCGUAGAGUUCCUUAUCAGGAAUCAGGAGGCUGUUGCUUCAGAUCAUAUCACUACCUGGAUUUCUGUUUAGUGUCAACUGAUCUACAUAUCUUUUAUGAUUUGGUAUUUGUUUCUCCGUCCCGUAAAUCCAACGUCAUUGAAUAUGACUACACAAACGCCUACAGCUUUAUCCAGUAUUUAUAACCAAUGGAAUUUCAGAUAGUUCAUAAAUGAACAAUCAGCCAAUCAGAAGCCAACGUCAAGGUAAGUUGCUUACAAGUGGAUGUAACCUUCCUCUGAUCAUAAGUGAAAUCACUUUUCAUUUUCAUUCUAUCACCGUGACAAUUAUGAUCUUAUCAUCAAUGUGCUGGAGUCUAAAUAAUUAGAGAUAUAUUUAACAAUAAGAAUUGUGGAUUUAUUUACAGUAAAAACCUGUUCCACUUUUCAUAUGUUCAAUAAUUAUUUAUUAUGCAUUGUGAUAUUCUAUAACCUAUUUUUGUUCAAAUGUACCGAAGUGAGAAGAUACACUGAACAUAUACAACAUUUAGACUAUUCGCCAACAUCUCUCAGGAAAUAUGUACAAAUCUAUUCACAGUACGGAAAUGUUAUGACGUCUUUCGAUCAAUUUGAUUUUAACCAUAAUAACUUUCAACCAAGAAGUGUAUACUUCACAAAAUAUGAUCUUUCAAAUAUUCUACACCUGUUACUUACAUCUAGAACAAUCUAUUUUUCAAUUGAAUUCAUAAUGAGUACACUUACUAAUGAUAGAAAUGGUCAUACUACAUUGAUCUGCAUUACUGAAGCAUCCUCAAAACUAAUAUUCUUUAAGAUAGUCAUUCAAAACCGAAAAUCUCAUCAAACAAUUCAAAUAACUUUAUCCAAUCUAUCAAAAUCAACUACACAAAGGUAUAAAAGUCAAUUGAUUCAACUACAGCCUAAUUUAUGGUAUAAAUUAUCAUUAAAUAUACAUUUAAAUAAAAUCCGUCUUCACUUGAAUUGUCAGCCAAUACUUACUGAUACUUGCAAUAAGCGAUCAAUCAUUUUUAAUCAAAGGAAACAAUUGACAAUAACUCAACUGCAUUUCACUGAUAAAAAUUGGCUGAUGGAGGGAUUUAUUGGAUUUCUAGGUCAAUCAGAUGAAGAUAACAAAAAUUGGAAAGGUUCUAUUCGAAAUUUCAUGUUAACAUCAAAUCAACAAGUUAUAAGACGUGAAUUAUCCCACUGUUCAUCAAAAACACAGAAUAAAGAUUCAUUUACACAAAUUAUGUUGGAUACAGAAUCAAAUCAACCGCAAAUUCGUAGCCAAUCUAUGGAUAGUAUUCAAAACAAUUACAUAUUUCCUUCAAAGUCAUAUUUAUCAUUAAAUACAAUGGAUUUGCCAACAACCAUCACUGAAUUACAGAGUAUGCUGUAUACACAAAAACAAGCCAUUGAAAAUUUGUUACAACAAAUGGCUGAAUUAAAAAUGCAGAUUUUAUCUCGUGAACAGUGUCUUUGUAUACCAAACUGUGGAAAAUCUCUUCAUGGUAUACCCUAUCAAAUUGGUAAUACAUGGAAGCCUGAUAUAUGCAGUCAAUGUGAAUGCACUUUGGCAGGUGCAUUAUGUACACCGAUUAAAUGUCCAUUGCUGAAUUGUACAAAUCCAAUUAGAAGACAAGAUGAAUGCUGUUCACAAUGUCCAGCUAACUGUCAGUUCAUGGGUCAAGUAUAUAUUCAUGGAGACAGUAUAAUGCGAGGCUGUGUACAGUGUAUAUGCAUGAAUGGAACAAUGAAAUGUCGUGAAGUCAAUCAAACAAUGUAUUGCCCUGCAUUAAAGUGUAGUCCAAGUGAACAAUUUCAACCAGUCAAUGAAUGCUGUAAAAUAUGUCGUAAGAUAGAUAUCUGUGCACACAAACGUAACAGAUGUCAUUCACUGGCGAAAUGCAUUGCAGAUGGCAUGAAUUAUCAUUGUGAAUGCCCAACUGGUUAUACAGGAUCUGGUGAUCUAAUUAAUGGAUGUAAACCUAAAUGUGAGAAUAAUUGUUCCAUGAAUGGAGUUUGUAUUGGCCCUGGAAAGUGUAAAUGUCAUUCAGGGUAUGGUGGCAGGAUAUGUGAUUAUGAUUUAAAUGAAUGUCAUAUAAAUCUGGAUAUAUGUUCAAAGAAUUCAAUUUGUCUCAAUUUACCUGGUUCAUAUGCUUGUGUUUGUCAAGAUGGCUUUGAACGAAUUACUUCAUACCGAAUGAACAGUUUGAGUACACUAAAUUUUGAAGAUGCUACUGGUUUAUUGUGUGAAAACGUUUCCCUGUGUCAUGAUUACGACGGAAUGUUUCUCAGUUGUCCAGACAACAAAGUAUGUGAAGAGAACAAUGGAAAAUAUGUCUGUAAACAGCUAAGUUUGAAUAAUGACCCAAGUGAAACAAUAAUCCAGCAUAAAACAGACACCAAUUCAUUUUUAAACUGUACAAUCAGAUUUCGUCAGCUGCACGAAAAAUUAAUGGAUAAAGUUGAAGAAUUUGCCAGUGGGGAUAUUAAAGAACUGAUUUACUCUGUAGGUGAUCAUGAGACUAGAAAACUGUGUUACUGUGAAUCUGGUCAACUCGAAUGUCUACAUCAACCAGACUAUUUAGCACUACUGUUGCUCCAGUCAACACUGACAAGUGCUACCACUCAAAUCCUACAGUCAAAUCAUUACCAGUAUCAAUUAUGUAGAAUAUGCUCAAAAUUGUAUCAAAGUAUUCAGAGGAAAGAAUCAUCACACUUGUCGAAAUGGUACACAGAUUAUUGUCUUCUAUGCAGUCAUCUAGAAAAUUUGACCGAUAUAACAAACUUUGUAUACUGGUGGACUAUGGAAGAAAAGACUUCGAUGGUGAAUCAUUCACGGUGUAAAAUGUGUAUACAGUUAAAUAAUAAAACACAUUGUCAACAAUUAUUAUGUUCCAGUUUUUCAUUAUACACCUCAAUGAAAUGGUAUCAAAUUUGUUGUUCAAAUAUUCUGUCAUCUAGACAAUUUCAAAUUAGUCAAAGUGAACAAUUAACAAAUCUUCAAAAUCUUGUAAAUAAAUGUACUAAUGAAACUAUUGUCUCUUCAAUGAAGAUAUCCACAUUUCAGUGUAUCGACUGUUCAUGUAAGAAUGAUCGCAUUUAUUGUACAUGGAAUGGUAAUAAAGCAUUUCAACAAAUUAAUCGAACUGUUCAAUGUAAUCAUUCACCAUCCACUCUUCAAAAUCCGUUAUUAAUUCCAUUGAAAUAUAAUUGGACAAUGAGAAAUACAGACAAGGAUUGAUAACAGAAGCUGGUUAUCUGUUUAUUUGUGUAUUUUUCUGUCCAUUUCUGCCUUCCUACCUGUCUGUUUGUCUACCUGCUUACGUGUCUGUCUGUCUGCCUAUCUAUCCGUCUGUCUGUCUGCCUGUCUGCCUGCCUGCCUGCCUGCCUGUCUGUCUGUCUGUCUGUCUGUCUGUCUGUCUGUCUGUCUGUCUGUCUGUCUGUCUGUCUGUCUGUCUGUCUGUCUGUCUGUCUGUCUGUCUGUCUGUCUGUCUGUCUGUCUGUCUGUCUGUCUCUGAGUCUAUCUUCAUAAUGCAUAAUAUUUUAUUUUUUGUGAACAUGUUUAUCUAUCAGCACAAAAGAUAUCACCAUAGGGUCUACACUAAAUCACCAUAAUUUUCGUCGUUUCUUCAGAAAUUCACUUGGUAAUUAUUAUUUGUCUGUUUUGUGUCUGUACAUACAUGAUUUUGAAUAAGAAAAUACUCGGUUGUU
Molecule: messenger RNA, 4348 nt
Organism: Heterobilharzia americana
Lineage: Eukaryota; Metazoa; Platyhelminthes; Trematoda; Strigeidida; Schistosomatidae
Source: the annotation of a GenBank genome assembly